UACCUGUUUCUCCCGACAACCCAUCGUUUAGUGAACUGACUAUAGUGAAGCUCAAUCAGCCGCUCAAAUGUGGUGCUUCGUUUCCAGUGACCGUGGAGUAUUCAUUUGUUGGAGAGGCUGGUAGCUACAGCGAUGACAAUCUAUAUGGUCUUAUCCAAAGGAGUGAUCAUCCUCCAUGGAUUUCAGACGGUUAAAGCAAAGGCUGGUGAUGCAGUCACAAGUGGCUCUGUGACGUUCCAGUUGUCCGUCAGCGUUGAUAUGGCUCCAGCAGUGCAGAUUCUGGUCCACAGUGUUCUUCCCAGUGAGAAUGCAGUUGCUGCUAGUGUGCCGUUUGACACCGAUAUGCAUUUCCAGAACCAGGUGUCUCUGCAGUUUUCUCCAGCUACGGCUGUUCCUGCGGAGGGAAACGUUCUGAUGGUUUCUGCUCAAGCAGGAUCUCUGUGUGGUAGAUCAGAGCAUCCGGAUCAUGGAGCCAGGAAGACGUCUGAGUGCUGAAAGGGUGUCUGUGUGCCUCAAUCAGGUUUUUUGUUUGGGCUUUUAAUCUGGAUAUUUCAGUGUGUGGCACUUCUGAUUAGAAUGCCACUUUAGUUUACCCCAGUGUCUGAAGUACAAGGGCCUGAGUUUUUAUCGCAACUUCAGUGUCGGUAUGUCUGUUACUUUGAUUCUUACUCUAGAAAUUGGUACAUGACUUAAAG
This is a messenger RNA of Pimephales promelas (fathead minnow), 695 nucleotides long. Lineage: Eukaryota; Metazoa; Chordata; Actinopteri; Cypriniformes; Leuciscidae. The record is from RefSeq and is a predicted model, not a curated record.